GCACAAUGGAUAAACUUCACCUUGCCCAGACUGCAUAUUUAGCACUUUUUCUUUCCUCUUUCUUUCGCCACAAAAACUGGCCUUCCGUUUGAAUAGUUUUCUUCAAUUUCCAAGAUUGAUUUUCACUAUGAAAAGUUGUUCCUUGAACUUUUAGAAGAUACCCCUGUUGUUUGUCUAUAUAGAACAAAAGUAUAAAGCAAAGCCUAUAAAGCUCUAGUUUCAAGAACCAGUAGUAUAAUUGCUAAUAGUGUUUGUUUCUUCAAAAUUAGGCUCUAAUCUUGAUACCCUUUUGUUUUCUUGAGGUGAAGCAAUUGUUGGGUACUAAAUCUUGAAACCCUUUUUAAAAUUUCAAGAUUUUUCUGGAUCAAAAUUAGUUCUUGAGGUCUUUAGGGUUGGUAAACAGUAGUUAUUUAUUAUGGGUCUUUUGGGCUUGAAUUUUGUGAUGGGCACUAAAAUCCUUAUGUUAUUUAUGAUGGUAAAUACUGUGCACAGUAUUGGGGCUAAUUGGGGAACACAGGCAACUCAUCCUUUGCCUCCUUCAACUGUUGUGAAAUUACUAAAAGAUAAUGGAAUUCAGAAGGUGAAGCUUUUUGAUGCUGAAUCAAAUUUUUUGAAUGCUUUGAGGGGUUCCGGGAUAGAGGUUAUGGUGGGCAUCCCAAAUGAUAUGUUGUACACUCUUGCUAAUAGUCCGGCUGCUGCUGAAAGAUGGGUGGAGAGGAAUGUUUCUUUACAUGUUUUAUCUAAUAGUGUUGACAUCAGGUAUGUCGCAGUUGGGAACGAACCUUUCCUAUCAACUUUUAACGGAACCUACCUGUCAACCACUUUUCCAGCUCUUCAAAACAUUCAGGAAGCCCUGAUUAAAGCCGGCAUUGGCAAUCGAGUGAAAGUCACUAUCCCACUCAAUGCUGAUGUCUACCAGAGUUCGACUGAGCAACCUUCGACUGGUGACUUCCGGCCUGAUAUUCGUGACCUCAUGGUUGAGAUUAUUAGUUUCAUGAGUCUUCAUGCGGCCCCGUUCACUGUCAAUAUUUACCCGUUCAUAAGUCUCUACAACGAUGCCAACUUUCCAUUUGAUUAUGCCUUCUUUGACGGAUACUCAUCGCCUAUCAAUGACAAUGGAAAUAUAUACACCAACGUGUUCGAUGCAAAUUAUGAUACCUUAGUAUGGGCUCUGCAGAAGAACGGAUUCGGAAACUUAAGCAUAAUAGUUGGAGAAAUUGGUUGGCCUACGGAUGGAGACCAGAAUGCAAAUAUGAGGUUAGCACAAAGGUUUAACCAAGGCUUCAUGUCCCAUAUCUCGGGAAACAGGGGGACCCCAAUGAGACCGGGCCCCGUGGAUGCCUACUUGUUUAGCUUAAUAGACGAGGACGCCAAAAGCAUCCAACCAGGUAACUUUGAACGACACUGGGGAAUAUUCUACUUCGAUGGUACGCCGAAGUACAAUCUCCGCUUGGGUGGUAACUUGGGAGGUUUGAUACCAGCAAGCAACGUUCGGCAUCUGCCCCGUCGUUGGUGCGUGCUCUCACCCUCUGCAAAUCUUCAAGAUCCUCAAGUGAUACCAAGUGUGAGCUACGCAUGUUCCCGUGCUGAUUGCACGAGCCUCGGAUAUGGGACUUCUUGUCAAAACUUGAAUGCUCAACAGAACAUUUCAUACGCUUUCAACAGUUAUUACCAGGAAAAGAACCAGCUCGAUAGUGCCUGCAGAUUUCCAAAUCUUUCUGUGAUCAUGAAAAACGAUCCAUCGGUUGGAGAGUGUAGGUUUAAAAUCAUGAUCCAGACCUCAAAUUCCAGGAAUGGAGGAUUCUUAUCAGAGCCAGUUAAUAUGUUGCUUCAAGUGAUUAUGUUAUUGUUUACCUUCUUGUGAUCAUAUAGAAAUGAUGCACUUGGUUAUUCUCUUGCCAUGUGUAUACUUGGUGUGAAGUACAAGAAGGGGUUCGACAGUACAAUUGACAAUAUUUUAGUUCUUUUCUUUUAGAAAUAUUGUUGGAGUGCUGUCUAAUCUAUUUUAUCAUAUGUUAUUAAAUUAUUGUUUAUUGUAUAUUAUGUGCUAUACCUUUUAUU
This is a messenger RNA of Olea europaea var. sylvestris, 2061 nucleotides long. Its product is annotated as glucan endo-1,3-beta-glucosidase 5. The transcript has 2 exons. Gene Ontology annotation, cellular component: plasma membrane. Gene Ontology annotation, molecular function: hydrolase activity, hydrolyzing O-glycosyl compounds. Bases 416 to 1864 code for a protein of 482 amino acids. NCBI's taxonomy places the organism in Eukaryota, Viridiplantae, Streptophyta, Magnoliopsida, Lamiales, Oleaceae. The record is from RefSeq and is a predicted model, not a curated record. Gene Ontology annotation, biological process: carbohydrate metabolic process.